Lutzomyia longipalpis is the source of this 5445-nucleotide messenger RNA. RefSeq lists its product as uncharacterized. The transcript has 16 exons. NCBI's taxonomy places the organism in Eukaryota, Metazoa, Arthropoda, Insecta, Diptera, Psychodidae. The record is from RefSeq and is a predicted model, not a curated record. The coding region runs from base 555 to 3425 and encodes 956 amino acids.
GGGAAGUGAAACCUUUCUGUGCCUCACUCAUCGUGGCAAUAGAACGCAACCACUUGCAUAAGAAAACGUUCUAAACAUUUUCUUCUCAUAAUUUUAUUCUCAUUGCCCCCCACUUUUGUUGGAGCCCGCUGUGUUCUUCAUUUAAACGCGAAACAGCCAGAGUGUGUGUGUGUGCACAAAAAGACAUCUUGUGGCGGUACCCCCGCUCCAUGGUAGCGCGCGAGUGAAGCCCCAAAGAGUCGAACGAAACGAACUGAAACUGACGUCGGUGGCAGUUUCGAUUGAAUUCUUGUUGUGUUAACAUUACGGCCACGAAUCGCAAAUUUUCUUUUUCACAUCUCUUUUAGUUUUUUUCUUUCAACAACUCUACAUACUUUUCUCGCCACUUGGAUUUUUGUACAAGUCUCGCUAUAUACAAUUCGUUCGGAUCUUGAAAGGCCGCAAUUAAUCAUCUGAAAUAGAAAAGGAAUAAAAGAAGAAGUGAUCGCUGUGAGAUGAAAAUCAAAGGAAUAUCUCCGUGUAAAAGUGCUCUAUAAAAAUGAUUUGUGUGAAUAAUGGCCGAUCUUGCGGAUCAGAUCGAUGAUUACAUCUGCAGCUUUGAAGGUGUUGGCGAUCUGACAAUGGAUACAUUGGCAAUGUUAAUUUUUGCAUGGGCUGUUAUUGCCCUCUUUGUGUUGUGGCUGUGCAAAUUUUUAUACAAUAAAUACGUGAAGAAGGUGAAAACGGACACUGCAGCAGUGCCAGCAGAUGCAAAGAAAGUCACACCAAGUGCAUCACUUGCUGCUGCCCCAUUGACGGAUCUUGCGGAUAAAACGAGGCGAUCUGAACCCAAGGAGAUCCUCUCCAGUCGCGAUGUUCGAGAAUCUUCGGCAAAACCCCUUGGACGGGGUAUUGUACGAGGUGGAGCGAAAGGUGGAGCAUCUGGAUAUGUUCCACCGACUCCUCCAAUGCGAAAGAGACUCUCAAGGAAGAGUCCUGGUCCGGAAUUAAGACGACCAAGUCGUGUUGUUCAACCACCAAGCAACGUCGUCGGACCAGAAACGAUUUCUGUAACGUGGACAAGUCAAGUGUUUAGAUGGCUCUACAGCGAUCUUGUGAUCGUCAACGAACUCCUUCACACUUGGGUGCAAACAAUCAAUGAAUCAAUGAAUAAAUCUCUGGAGGAGAUGUCCCUUCAAGAAAAUUUAGCAAAUCAAUCAAUUGAGACCAACAUCAUCAGCCCAGAGCAUGGAGUUGCAGUUGAGAUUGUUAGAGUUCUACCCGAAAGCCCUCCGCCUCAGCUGACCAAUAUUUUCUGUGCAGCCGAUGAGACACGCCAAAAUGAUGUGACAAUCACAAUGGACUGUGAAUGUACACCUGUCCUGCAGGUGAAGGCCUUCCGACAGAAGUCAGGCAAAGUGGAGACGUCGCACUACAAGGCCACAAUUUCGCGCUUCCGCGGACGUCUCACGAUUAAAAUGGACUACUACAAACUCCUGGGGGAUAUGCGCUGCGAGGGCUACCCCGAUAUUCGUAUUGGCCUCAAUAGCAUUGGUGCCAUUAAGGGCACCACCGACGAUGAGACACAUUUGCAGGAAGUCGUCACGGAGAUCCUCAUUGGUGCCAUUCGCAAUACAAUCUACCCCGUGGACUUUUCCAUCUACUCCACAUGCCCACGCCCUAUGGAGCCUGAGCCGGUGGAGGUGCCACUCAACUAUCCCAUUCACUAUGACUCCCUAGCGGGUAACAUGGAACACCUCAAUGAUGCUCGUGCCCAGCAGAUUGCAUCCAAUGGGGUUGUGUCCUCAGGCAGGCGGUUGUUGGUGAAAGUUCUCAAAGGGGAUGGUCUCGCAGUGGCUAAAGAUCCCUUCUGUGUGGUUGAGAUGGAUGAGCCACCGCAGAAGAAUCAGACAGGAGUACGACAAGGCGCCAAUCCCGUUUGGGAUGAACAUUUUCUCUUUGAUCUUUCCUCCUUGUCGGCGGAAAUUUUAUUCGAAGUCUACGACAGGGCAACAACAAAUGCAGAUGGACAAGCCAAAUUUCUCGGAUUGGGUCUUGUGGGAAUUGAUGAAUUGGCCGUGGGGCCGGCAUCAUCGCAAAUCCUCACACUACAGCCGCGUCCCUACGAAACGGAGGCUGUCAGUGGAGCUAUAACAGUUGAGUUUGUUUUCAUUGAGGGAGCCGAAAUUCCCACAGGACGUCGUCCGUAUAAAUUGAAGAAUGCCCUCAAGAUUGACACCCAUUCGCCAUCAUUCACGGACACCGCCAACCAGAAUGGUAAUCAGAAGGACAUCGUGGAUACAGCUAUUAAAGCCCUCGAAGGUGGUGCCCUUCACACCAAUGGACAUCCCAGCAGGAGCACCCUCAUCAUACACAGUGUUCAGCGGCGACAACCCAAUCGGCCACUAUUCAAGGUUGGCUUAAACGAUAAAGGCCAAAUAGAAUUGGACGAGAGUGCCCUAAUUACACAGAGUGCCGAUGAAGAAAUUAACCCAGAACCCCAGGCUGAGGUUGAGGAGGAAGCUGUGACGCCAGUAAGUGAAAAUGGUGAUUUAGAAAAUUCCUGUGCGACCGCAGCUACAGCUGAAGUACAAUCGAAUGGUCUCAAUUCACCAGAUGAUUUGCCGGGUGAACCCAUUUCGCAUUCAUCACCACACACCACAAAUGGCUUCAAUGGCAACCAAAGGGAAGGGAAUGGGAUGCAAACAUCAACUACACCAUCAGACCCUCAACUACUGCUUGAUGAUGAUCGUGGAAGAUCGAAGAAGAAGCGGGAUUUCUUUGGAACACUCAAAAGACGUUUGGGGAGAUCAAAGAGUCGCGCCAAGUCCGUUGAACGCGACAUGAUCCCAAUUGAUGCAGAGAAUCCACGUGGGGAGAUUCGAUCGAUAUCAGCAGAUCGUGGGGCAUCAAUUGUGAAUAACAACAGUACACUAUCAUCAGCAGGUUGUCCUCCACAGCAAAGACUUAAUGUUCCAACGUUGGAUCAGUCACGACGAUCGUCUCUUUCAGAAUCAUCAGCUAUUAGUGGCAUUUCGAGCACCAGCACCAAAACCUAUGUCCAUGAAGCAUCAACACUCGUCCUCGAGACUAUUGAGAAUGGCGUUAAGCGACACUUCCUGGUACCCUUGUCGAUAGCACAGAGACCCCGAUGGCGGCGUAAAGGGACGAAAUUGCACAUUUACAAUGAUCACACUUUUGUGGCGAAGCAUUUAAGUGGAGGUCUUCUGUGUGAUGUCUGCAACCGAUCUAUUCCACGACGCCCGGGAAAACAGGGCUAUGAGUGCCGCGACUGCCAGACUAAAUGUCACAAGCAGUGCCACGUGAGAACCCCACAGGCCUGCACCAAUCCCACGGUGCUCUCUAUUGAACUGUACGUAUUACAGAAACACACACAAAAUUAUUUUACAUUUUCCUUAAUCAAAAAAAUUUCCACGCCACAAUAGCCAAUUUUCAGUUCAUCACCCCCACCUCCCCUAUCUUUUAUUAGAUAAUAUUCUUUUCAAUUUUUUCAUGCUUUGUGAUAAAGAAUUUUUUAUCAUUGGUAUGAGGUAUUUAUUUCUCACUCUUGUCUAUUUGUUAUUUUCUUUUCAAAGGUCAUCGCUACCAACACUGACAGAAAAUCACAUCUAAAAAAAUUAAAUUUAAAUUUAAAUAGCAAUUCUUUAUAAUGUAAGCGUUUAUGGAAGUGAGGUCUGCUAUGUUUUUUUGUCUAUGCUACAACUAAUCAACAUUGCUUUCUUUCACGUCUCAUUUCAUUUUCUUCUUCGAGUUUAAGUGCUAAAAAGUUAUAACUGAUUUUUUCCCUAUUUUUUUUUUUGGUUUUGUAAUUUACUUAACACGCGAAAGCUUACACAGGCACUGACGAAAAUCAUUUAAAAUGCUUUCAAAGUAAAUAGAAUUCUACCUAAAAUAUUACCUAAAUAAAUUUGUAAAGUAUUUUUUUAUAAAAAAAAUUAGGAGCCCUUUAAAGGAUUUCCCUUUCCGUUCGAAAGAUUGAUAAAAAUAAAAAAAAACUCUUAUUGGUUUUAAUUAAAAAGACUCCAUUGCUUUAAUGAUUCUCCUAAAUAUUCUUUAAGGCACAAAGAAAUCCAUUUGUUGGAAAAAAAAAGAUUUAAAAGCAUUUAAAAUAAAAACUUAACAUUUUAAUAAAUAUUAUUUUCCCUCUCAUCUUAACCUUCCAAAACGCUGAUAAAUAAAAGCUAAUCCACAAACUUUUGUUAUUUUUAGCUGUGAUUCUUAUACCUUUAAUUUUCAGCUGUAAUAAAAAGCUUUCUUUGCAGAUCUCUUAGGGGAAACUGGGAUGAAGUGAGAAACGUAUUUAUUUAAAAGUAAUUCAGAAAAUAUUAAGAAAAAAAUCUUUUAAUCAUUUUAGAAUAAAGUUUGUUAGAGAAGAAUAAAGAAAACGUAUUUUUCGACAAGAAAUUUUAAAAUAUUCCUCUAAUAAACACUUCAAAAUUCAAAUUAUUUUAAUAAAACCAUCUCACUUCAACUCAUUUUCUCCUAAGCUUACAAUAAACUUAUAGAGAAGUUUUGAAAUUAAAACUUACAAGGAAAAUUGAAAUGCUUUUGAACUUCUCCGACUAUCUGUAUGUUUUUCUUUUUUUUUCUAUUCUUUUUCUAUUGGGAUAAAGGAAUUGAGUUAUUUCUUUUUAAUUUAUAUUUUAAUCGUGUUUAGUUUAUUGACUAAAAACAUGCCGUAGAGAUUGCUUUUGGAAUAGAAUUCAAUUUUGUAAAAGAUUUCACUUUUAUGCUUUCAAACGAUGUUUCGAUGAAUUUCCAAAUAAUUUUUUGAUAGAUUUUUUUAAACAGCUUGAAAGUAUAGAAGUAGAACCAUUUAUUGAUUUUAUUUUAUAUAGUUGAGGAAAAUCUUUUAUAUCAAAUAUAAAACGAUUAAUGAAAAGAUAAUUUUUACAAAUUCAAAUAGUCCCUGAAGAUGGCAAUAAAUUACCCGAAACGUCGCUGGAAAUUGUAAAAAUGGGACCUUUUCAUUUUAUUUCUUCUCCAAAUAAGGAAAAUUCCUUUCAAACAAACAAAAACGGCAAAUACGCCAUUUUUAGCCUGAAAAUUUGCAUCUAAAAACUCAAUUACUUUACCCCCUUUUCCCCUAUUCUGUAAAAUAAAUUAUUCUUUCAGCUUAACCAUAAUAAUGCUUUAUAUUAACUGUCCUCAAAUCCGACUUUUUUGCAGCUUCCUCUCCAUUUAUUUUGCUUGGAUUAAUAUUUGAAAAGCAAAAUUAACAAAAUUCAAUAAAAAAAAAUCACUUCAUGCGCAGCUCAUUUGAAGUGAAUGAAAAGAAAAUGAAAAAAAUGCGGAAAUUUAAAGAAAAAGUUCUAAUUGCAAAAAAAAAAUCUUUUUUCUUCCAAUUCUAGGUCAAAACUGAAUUCUGCUGCUGCUGAUCGGAGUAUCCGGAAACUCUGACAAAUAGCUGAAUAAAUGAUUCUACAAUUAAAUUUCACACCGAAA